Molecule: messenger RNA, 690 nt
Organism: Emericellopsis cladophorae
Lineage: Eukaryota; Fungi; Ascomycota; Sordariomycetes; Hypocreales; Bionectriaceae
Exons: 1
Coding region: 1-690 (229 amino acids)
Source: RefSeq, a predicted model, not a curated record
AUGCCUUUGAGCUCCGGAAGAGUCUAUACCUAUGAUACGCUCGCAUCUGAGACCAUUGUCAGAAUCGACUCCUUCUCGCCCCCUGUUCAAAACAAUGGACAGGAAUGCCCCAUGGGCCAGAGGGAUCUAUACGGACUUCUCCUCGAGCACUGUGAGAAGGACGCAAUCUUGAACAAGCUCUACCAUGAGAUAACCGAUAUCCCGGACUGGGUGGAUUGGGAGCAGAUAGAACGAGGACAACGAGUCAUCAAACGGUACCAUGGGCAAGCUAUUCUUGGUGUAAGCUACGUAGUCCACAGUAUCGCCAUCGUCAGAAUUGACAAGCAUACGCAGCUUCUCCUCAACUCCCUACUCGGGGGCAUGCCAGCCUGGCGUGUCGUCGAACCCCUAGCCCGCACCGGCGGCUUCGGCGUCAACGUGACUCGCCGUCGACUCCUCGAGACCUCACAGCACUUUAUCGAAUGUAUCGAGUCUCUCGAUGUCGUCAAGCCCGGCGGCAGUGGCUACGUUUCCUCCGUCCGCGUGCGUCUGCUUCACGCCACGGUCCGCUGUCGUAUCAUACAGCUGGCCAAGGAAAGGCCGGGAUACUACGACACUACGAAAUGGGGUGUGUCUAUCUACGACUUGCACCAAAACGGCACCAUUGACGCGCACUCGACCGCGCUAGUGUACCUCUCACUGACCAGAUAG